AAAGCAUAUCUUUGUCUCUCUCUCUCGUGCUGUCACAUUAAUGCAUAGCAAUCUUAUUAGGUGAUACAUCAUAUAUAUCUUGGUUUUUGAUUACGAUUUCUCGAAUCUAUUACUUUGCAAGAAGACUUCGGCUAACAGACACGCACUUUACUUCUAGACAGCGAGGUCUACUCAUAAAAGUUUAAAUGAAAAAUAUUGUGAUCUAAAUGACUUAUUACGAAUUAAAAAUAUCGAUUUUCGUACCAUUUUCCGCCGUAUUCAAAGUGCCCUACCAGGCCACUAGAAGCGCUGUUGCUAUUCUCUUGAACUUCAAUUUUGGUAUUCUGCUGGGUAUGGACGAGACGACGUUUUGUUGACGUACGAUAUGUUGCAUAGUGGAUCAGCGAUAAUUCUGUCAGAGAUCACUUAUCUUUGCUCAUGUGACAUGCACGUUUGUGUAUUUUGAUUUGCAAGAUCGCAGUGACUUGGCUGUCUGUCAGCGCAGUCGUCGCAUCCAUAAUUGCUGUCAAGGCUUAGCCAAAGUGGUGUUGUUGUUUACAUUCUUCGUUUAUUACGUUUGAUAACAUAAUGGCUGUGUAUCAUGGUGAUACGAGAACUGAUUGGCCUAUGCUGUUUGCUGAAUUAAAACAGUACCACGACGAAGCGUAUCGUGUGAUUGACACUGCUAUAAAACUGGAAGAGGAAAGAAAAAACAGAGAGGCAGUUGAAAGGUAUGAACAAGGUCUAAUCUUAAUAGAUAGAGCACUAAGUAUUCAGCUCGACUGUCCGCAGAAUCCAGACUUUUCUUGGGAAAAAGCAUGCAUGAUGAUGCAAAAAAUGAGAAAGACCAGGAAAGAAGUCUUGCACCGGAUUAGUGAUGCGCAGGUCAGUGCAGCAGGGAGUGCAUCGUCUCAGCAGGCACCACCUUCUUAUGAAGAGGCAAUGUCGGCACCCAGUUCACCUGUUCCAGAGCCAUCUCAGAUCCAGACAUAUGAGGAUUUGGGAAAAGCCCUGCAGAGGUUAAAGCCUGAUAGCAGUAAGCUGUGUGAUGAGAUGCAUGGGGAGCUACUGUUCACAGUGGAUGGAGUUAGAAUUUACUUUAUCUCACCUGAUGGUUCUGUCACAUCUCCAUCAGACCCUGGAUCACUACAGAUUGUACAUGUCAAAGAUGCAGAAGGAGAGGUGCCAAGUUAUUACUUGCAGCUCGGCACAUGGAUUUAUCCAUUAGUACCCGGUGUUUCGCCAUGCUUUCGUACACAAUACGGGGCUUUGAUACUACCUGACUUGCAUUCUGAUGUUACUGGUGCAGCUGUUGGACUGAUCCUACCCGAGAAUGCAGAUGCUUCAUUGCUUGAGCUCUUGGAUGACAUCCUACAAGGUGUCAUGCGCCAGGAGGCACCCCAGGCAUUGCCUCGCAUGGCGAGAGCAGCACCAGCUCUGCCACCUGCACCGUAUAGCUAUAGUCAGAGAAUCUCAGGCGCUCUCAUCUCAGGUGCCAAGUAUGUGUCAAAUGGAUUAGUGUGGGGAGCAAGUAAGGCAGCAAACUUGAUAACACAGCGUGGAACACCUGCUCUAGUAUCACAUAUUCAGCCUGUAGCACAGCCACGACCAGUUAGUCCUGGCAUGACAAGGGGUGUCCAAUUUGCCAAAGAUGUUUCUGGAAAAGCUGUGCAGUUUACAGGAUUUGUAGCAAGCAAAGUCGGAACUGCAACUGUGGCUCUUGGAAGGUACCUUGCACCACAUGUUCGUGAACAAGGAACGAAGUUACUGACAAAAGUAUCUGGGUCAGGAGAAGAAGAAGCCAAGGCACGUAUGGAGGGAGUACUGGAAGUGGCAGCUGGCGCAGUGCAAGGCAUUGGCACUGUGUAUGAAGGACUAGAACGUUCUGCAUCCAUAUUAGGCAGCAGCCUUGCUAACUCCACAGUGACAAUUGUGAAACACAGAUAUGGCAACUCUGCUGGUCAGGUCACAGGUGAAGCUCUGGAUGCUGUUGGAAACGUCUGGCUAGCUGGUCGUGAUAUCAGACAUCUUUCACCUAAAGGGCUUGCAAAGACAACAGCUAUUGGUGCCAGUAAAGGUGUUGUGGAAGCCACUGGGCAUUUGACAGGACCACCAAGUAAAGAGGAAUGAUUACUCUUUGGUAGUCUUCAAAUAAGUCAGUUAUUAUCAGAGAAUCAAAGGCAUACUGCUUACAAUUUGGCUUUCCUCCAUGUUGAAUGAUUUAAAAUUACUUUACUCUUGGUUCACUUGAAGUGACUGCAAGGCAUUAAUAAUUUUGUAAUGGUGGACUUACUGUUGACAUUGUAUAGUUGUUUUUAUCAGACUUUGCAGCGCACAGUUUGAUAAAUCUGUCUUGUAUGUACAUUUGUAUUGUUAUACUUUGAUUAUAAUAACUUUGUGAUUGACAUUAAGCAAGACAGUCGGCAAGGGCUGAGGUGUCAGUAAAGUACAGUUUUUUUUUAUAGUUCCACAUGCUCACUGUUUAGUAGGUAACUACAGAACCCUGAUAAGUGAUCCAGAUUAUGUGAUGUGGAAGAGGGAGGAAUAGCUGGCCAUUGAUAUCUGUCAAUCACUUAAGUCACUUUAUUGAAGCUGAACUGAUGGCAAAGGGGGGGGGGGGGUUGUUAUAAAUUUCAUUCAUUGAUAUUUCAUAAUUAUUUGAACUGUUUUCUCACACUGGAGUUAUGUGCGGUCUUUAAACUGGUGUUGUACUAAGAAAUAUGAGGCACCUAAGUUAUGAUAAAUCACUUCGAAAUACACACAGGUAAUAAAUUUCUAGAGUAUGGUCAGGAAAAUUAGAUAACUUUUUAGUAUUCCUUGUGUAAUAAGCACUGAGGAAAGAAGAGGUGCUGUUACUAUAUUUUUUCAAGUGGCAAAUUUCUAUGCUGUACCUCCUCAUCAUUGUUUGAAUGUUCACUGUAUUGAGAAGAAACUGAAAGCAUUAAGUGUGUUAAUUAUGGAAACUUUUUCCUGCUGUGUGUGAAAGGAAAGGCAGUGCACGGUAAUCCACCUUCUUUUUAUUUCUCAAUAUGUACUGCAAUUAUUACAUUGUGUUAGUAGCUAAUCUGUAAUAUUUUUACACCCUGUAGCUAUUUCAAUUAUCUUUAUUAUGCAGAAAAUAGUUUCUGUUCUGUGAUAUUUUCUCUGUAAAUCUCAUAUGUGUAGUAAGUACAAUGAGUUGUUGUGUUGGUUAACUGGAUGUUCCUUUUGGUUUUCAAUUAUGUUAAUGUUGAUCGACAUAUUCACUUGUCAUUUUAAAAUAUAGUAAAAUAUAAACAUUUCUAUUUUUAAGUUGAAGGGGUACUUGUUGUUAGAGCUAUAAAAAUAAUUUUAAGAGGUUCUAGUAUAAUGAAAGAGGAAUGGUAAAAUUAGAAUUGGGCAGUUGUGAGCUUUAUGAAAAGUGUACAUGUGAAACUUAAGCCAGAGUUUUAGUGCAGCUAAUUUUUCACUGGGUGCUCAUUCGAAUAUUUCACUCACUAUGUGAAAUACACAUUGUACUGGAGUAGAUGUACUUGCUUGUGUGAAGACAAUAUAUUUAUCACGACAAACUUGAAGAGUACUUACACUAUUUUGUAAUCAGUCAAAAUGCUUUUUACUUAGAAUAGAUAUCUCCUUACUACAUGUUUUUGGCACAGCUCACACUGGCCAGAUGCAGUGAAUGCAGCUUCUGUAAAAAAGGACAUUUUUUCUUCACAGAUUUUAUUUAUACAUACCAUGCUGACCGUCAUCAGCACUUCUAGUUUAUUUCCUGAGUUUUGUCUGGAUCCAAGCUGCUGACAACUCAAAACUCUUGUCAUUUUUAAACCAAAUGUUAUAUCCCUGCUUUUAUUUAAUUAAUGUGUUGUUGUUUUCAUAAAAUGUACAUUUUAUUCAAAUCUGCACUCCUUCUGCAUUGUACUUAUUGCACUGUUGCUGGUACUGACUUUGAAUACUCAACAAGUUUUUGCUCCAUUUGCUACUGUACUGUUAGUGUCUAUCAUGUUAAGUUCCCAAGUUCUGUAUUCAAAAGACUGAAGAACUUCUUAAAUUUGGCACAUUUCUCAAAUAAAUUAGAGAAGACAGCCAUAGUUUCAGCAGUAAUACUCAUUAUUACAUGUAUCUUUCAUGACUGCAGAAGUAUGUGCUGUUUUCUCCACACCAUUCAAGGGGUACAGCAAAUAUGAGGAGUUUUUCAGACAUUUGGAUUCAAAAAUUGAUAACUCUAUCCAAUAAUCAUUACUAAUUUUUGCAUAUUUCAAUCUGAAUGAGGUGUCACAGUGGUAAGAACUAGACAUACCUUUAGGAAGAUGGCAGUUCAAACUUCUUUCCAGCCAUUCACAUAUAGAUGUUCCAUGUAUCCAUAUACCCAGUCACAUAAGGCAAGUUCCAGGAUGGUCCAGAAGGCCCCUUUGAAAAGGCACAGCCAGUUGCCUUCUCUGUCUUACCCUAAUCCAAGAUUGUGCUUUGUCUCUAAUGACCACUUAGUCAAUGUGAUGUUACACUGUAUUUACUUCCUUCUAGUUUUAAUUUGACCUCUGUAAGUGUGCCAGUUGUUGAGAUUGUUUGUUACAGGAUAACAUUACAUACUAAGUCAUCAAGUAAAUAAACAUAUUUGAGUGAUCCCAAUGUUGUGUUGGUAUAAAGGACCAGCAACUCACUUUAUUUAAUGUUUAUUUAGUCUUCUGACUAUCAUGAAAAGGACAGAUUGCUACUCACCAUAUAGUGUAGAAGUUGAGUCGCAGACAGGCACAACAAAAAGACUGCUAAACAAGUAAGCUUUCAAAUAGCCAUAAAAGAGAAACAGGCAAAAGCCUACCUUGUGAAGGUUUACAGUGAUGUGGCAACACCACAAGCCAACAAUGGUAAUAAAUGAGAACUCUCAUAAGGAAAUAUCAAAUGUUACCUUUUAAAAUACAGUUUCCCUCCACAACAUAAAAAAAUCAUCUGGAGAAGAAAAGCACACUGUUAAAAUAUAUAAACUAUGAAUUUAUACAACAGAAAGAAGCGAACUGUCUGCAUGCCGAAAGAGCAAGAGACAGACAUUAUUUGACUUACCAUCCCUAAAACACAAAAUAAGACCUGUUUACAUCUGUCAUAUAUACACAACCUUACGUACUAGCACUGGUCUAACUAGAUGAAAACUAAGGACUAUGAUAUCAUAGUACCGGGAAGUUUGCCAGAUGGUUAUACUAUGAUUUCACCCAAUGGAAGGCUGUGUGUAAUUAAUAAUGGAUAAUGCCCAGUGUCUGAAUGAAUAGAAAUUCAUAAACUAAUUUGAAGAUGCACAUCAUAGCACAGAAAACUGUUUGUUUUUUCAACAAUAACUGUUCAUUUAAAAGCCUCAGUGGUUUGAAGCGAGUAUGUCUCAAAAUUUUGAAUUCCUCAAGCAAAUUUAAUUUUCACCCUUUUAUUUUCUACAUUAUUUCCAAAAAUAAUUUUUUCCAAUCUUUUAGAUGUUCAGUGAAGGGGGGAUAUUUUUUAAUUUGGCCUUCACUGAAUCUAACAGUAAACGACCCUUCCAUUUGUCUAGUAUAUUUGAUGGACGUUCUGGGCAUCUAAUUCUAUAAAUCUGUGAUUUCAAAAAUUAAUGAUUCGUGGGUUGCUCUUUGUGGGGGAGCAUACAGAAAUCAAUGAUUCAGUAGAACUGAAAAUGUCUUUAAAAUCCAGUUUUCUUUGAUCUUGUUGCAGCUAGUGUAGCUCUGUACUUUCUGUUAUCCUUUUUCUUGAAAAUACAGUUUCCUGUAAUAAUUUCUAUUCUGUGAUAGCCUUUAUCAAGUUUUCCUUGUCUUCACCUUUAAUGCACUCUUUGUACAUGAGCAUGACUUAAUCAUAUCUCUUUGGAAAAUUUGUUUGAUUUUUUUAUCUUCUUCUUUUUCUUCUUCCUCAAAAACUUGGUUUUAUAUAGGUAGAUUUAUUCAUUCUUCUUUGAUUUUGUCUCUCUCUUCUUCAUAUUGAUAAGUAAACACCACUUGCUUCAGAAAAUUCACCAGUCCUAGGAUUCCACAAUACAUAGCCAUUGUCUGUAUAUCCUACUAGAACAUGUUUCACCUCUUACACUUAUUUUUUUUAAAUAUCCAAGAAGUUUUAUGAAUGUCACAUAUUCAAAUAACCCAAUCUUGACAAAUUUUAUUUUCUUCCAUACCACAUAUUAGAUAGUGUCACACCAGUAGCUGUAGUGCAAUAUCUGUUCAUGAGAUAAGCUCCAGUCAAAACUGCAUAGCCCCAUAUGUUGUUCUGACUUUUGAAUUAAACAGGGUCCUUAUUUGUUCAUGACAGUAAAAUUUAUUCUUUGUCUUAUCAUUCAUUUGAGGAUACACACUAACUGUGUAGUUACUCACUAUAGCUCUCUUUCUGCACCAUUCAUUAAAUGCAGUACUUCUUCUCUCUCCUCCUCUGUCACUUCUGAUUUUUUCUCUAUUCAAUUAUUGACAAAAUAAUUUAAUUGGAUAGAUAAAAAGACUGCUCACCAAGUGGUGGCAGAACACACACAUAAGACGGUUGUAAUUGACAAGCUUUUGGAACCAGUGGCUCCCCUUUCAGACAGAAGGGUUGAAGGGGAAGGAAGAGGGAUGAAGGAAAAGGACUGGAGAGGUCUAAGAAAAGGGGCAGAGUUCAGGAAAGUCACCCAGAACCACGGGUCAGGGGAGACUUACUGCACAAAAUGAGAAGGAAAGACUUUCAUUCUCAUCCUGUGUGGUAAGUCUCCCCCAACCCGCGGUUCUGGGUGACUUCCCCAAAGAGUUUCUUUGAGAAUUUUUCACUUUGGAGUUUAGAGAUUACUGUGAGGCAAGUUUGAUUUGUUUGUAUGCUUUUGGUCAUUAUUUUCCACUACCCCACUGUUGUUGUUCGCGUGGUCACUGUCUUCCAUAAUUUGCUGCAUUCGAUUGCAGCACUGAAGUUUCAUAAUUUUUGGAGAUUUUACUUCCUGAAUGCAGUUUUUUCCCAUCACUGUUUUCCACUUGUCUGCAGAGGGUUCAUUGAACCAUUUUCAUACUGCUUCUCUACCAUUCCACUCUCGAAUGGCGUGAUCUUAAAUAGUGAAAUAUGAUUGGGAUUAACACUAUGCCCACUCUGCCAACUGUCACUUCAUUGAUUUUCUUUUAAUCUUCCCUAUUCAUGAAUAAUGAAACAUUUCCUUUGUCUGGCUUUAUAAUAUUAUUUUAAUAAUGUUCUUCAAAGUAAAAAGUAAACUUUUCCUCUCUUUUUUUUGUUUUUGUGACAUUUUUGAUGUUCAUGUAAUUAUGUCUUGCUGUUCAGUAGGUAAGUGUAAAAUAUUUCAUCUGUGCCUCUAAUUUCACUUGGACAUUACUCCAGAGUUUCUCUCUUAUCAGUGGUAUUACUGUUAUUUGACUCGUAUUCUCAGAAAGAGUUGUUAUAUGUCACCCAUUGCCUCCCUGUUAACAGACUUGUGUUGUGUUUGCCUCAGUGUGGCAUUUUGUAUUUGUGGAGUGUGUAUUAGUGGAAUAGGUUACAACUUUAGCUCAUGUUUGGUGGUAGUGUUUUAUCUGAUUAGAGUGUAGUGAAGUAACCUGUUAAUUUAAAUAUAAUAGCAGCUAAGAAAAUUUCCAUUAUUAUGUUAUACAUAUAUACAUAUAUUGCUUAAUUUACCCCACAUGCAUGAUUAUUUACAUGAAUUGUAGUGCAAUCUGUGAUUCACAACAUAACACCGUUAGAAUAUGCAAAUGUGAUAUAUCAGUGUGGUGAAAGUAGUAUAAAUUUGUUUGUUAAACAAACUUUUGUUUAGUGAUGAGCACUAUUUUUUAUUGUUCAUGCAAAAAUGAAAUUGAAAAAGAAUGGAACAAAAUUUUGUUAUUGUCCAGUGUAACAUUUAAAAACAGCCAGAUAAUUUAAAUUUCAAAUUCUUAUGAAUGUAUUCUAAAUGUAUUUAAUUAGUAAAUGAUGAAAGCAAGUAGUAAGAUUAAGUUCUGUGUCAUCAUCAGCAAUAUAUACUGUUAUAUUUAACACUUCAGUCAUUUUGUUUAUAAAAGGCUUUUGCUGCUGAAAUGUAACUUACAGUAGCAAUGUUUGCAUGUCCUUUUUUUUUAAGGGACUGUUAGUUUUACAGUAUAUUGUUGCUGUUUUAGAGUGAAAUAUAUGUACUAGUACGUAUGUACUGGUGAUAUAUCAAGAUGUUUAUUGCUUGUGAGUGAAUGGUUUUUUGGAAUAAAAUCUGCUGUUGUGAUUUUCUUCUCGGAAAUAACAGGUUUGUUAUAAUUUUUACAGUGUCUAUAACAAAUUUCUUUUUAUUCUCUUGUUCACUAAUUUCCAUUCAGCAAUGCAGUUUUAUCCUGUCACAGCUAAUACUUUCAGCUUAUUACACUAAUGUCAAAUUGGGAAGAUAUUCUUCUGAAGAUUUUCUUUCAUUGUUCCAGAAUUGUUAAUCCAUACAUUCAGAAUUGUAUUGGUGAUUUUGUGAAGCAUGGCAUGAUCUAACAUUUUUAUAUAACACUGGACAUUACGUUUUAAGGAAUACUAUUGCAGUCCAUGCUGUGGUGUUAAAGAUUACCAGUGCGGUAUUUUUUCACACUGUGCAUUACCUCAUUUUCUAAGAUUCUGUACAUCUGCAUGCCAAAAAAGGAGUCAACAAUUGACUUUGUACUUCUCAAAGAUGUAAGCAUUUGUUCCUGCACAUGUGUGACUGUGUGCAAUUAAUUAUUAUUGUUUGUAUGCUUGUGAGAGUUGUGAUCUGACUUCUUAUCCAUUGUAAAAUGCAAUUACUCAGUCUAAAUUGUUGUUUGAUCUAUAUUAUAUAAUUGUGUUAUGCAGACUAUGCAGUGCAUGGACACACUGGCUUGACCUAAUAUUAAUUAUAUCACUUCUUGAUGUGGUAUUUGUAUGUUGAUGUAGAGUUUAUCAUCUCUGCAAAACGCAUUCUAGGUCAGACAGAGGUCAGUCUGAUAUUUGAUAAAUUAAGCAGGAAAAAGUUGUUGGUUGUGAUGCUCGCUGCAAAUUAUUUAAAUAUUCUGAUGUGUGUUUGAUUUCUUAAUGAUAACUGAUACAAAUGGUCAUAUGUUCCUUGUGCCAGAUUCAUAAAACACAUUUUAAUUUGUUAAUACUCAAGAUAUUGUUUUAAUUCCAUGACCAUGAUUUUUUUUAGAAACCUUCAAAGUUUUGGCAGUUAAUAUAUGCACAGCUAUGAAGAUAACUGUUUCACUAUGUAAAAUAAGGGAAAAGUAACUACUUACCCAUAGUGGGCUGACGUGUAUACCACAGAAACAGAUAACAGAAGACACUGUUUUUUUUCCUUCUUCUCAAGAAAUACAUACAUACAUUCACACACAGCAGUGGCACAGAUACCUUUACCUUUCCCUUGUUUUACAUAUUACUCAAUCUAGGGGUUUCCAUUUUGGUUACACAGUAAGAUAACCAUUUCAUUAGAUCUGAGAAAUGAGAUUUGAGUUUACAUAUUACAGAGCUUGUACUAUUUUUUGAAUGUGAUAUUGUUACAUUAUACACGUUUUUACAUUUUAAUAAAGUAUUGUCUGUAAGCAAGUAUACUAGUUAUUCAUCCAGUAAAGACUGUCAAGUGUUUUUGUCAAAACACUAGUACUGAAAAAAAAAAAACUGUGUUGGUUACAAAAUAUUCAAAAUAUUUAUCAGAUACAUUGGCUAUUUUGUCACAUUGUUGUAUAAAAGUGUAUGGUACAUGUUGUUAUUCUGUCAGUGUCAAAAAAUAAAUAAAUUAUUAUUUCAAAGAAAAUGA
Molecule: messenger RNA, 9661 nt
Organism: Schistocerca gregaria
Lineage: Eukaryota; Metazoa; Arthropoda; Insecta; Orthoptera; Acrididae
Product: protein spartin
Exons: 8
Coding region: 568-2109 (513 amino acids)
Biological process (GO): negative regulation of BMP signaling pathway; cell division
Cellular component (GO): plasma membrane
Source: RefSeq, a predicted model, not a curated record